GUUGUGUGCAGGAAUCGGAGGGAGAGCCUUGAUGGUGCAGCAAGGGAGAGGUUUCUCCGCAACAUUCAAUGUGUUGUGGAGAAAGACGUUGUUCGUACGGAUCGUAGCAAUCCUUACUACGCAGGGGAGAGCAAUCCUCAUGUACAGACCAUGAUGAGGAUCCUGCUGAACUAUGCCAUCUACAAUUCCACACUGGGCUACACCCAGGGUAUGUCAGACCUACUGGCCCCCAUACUGGCAGAGAUAGAAACGGAAGCUGAUGUGUUCUGGUGCUUUGUAGGCCUAAUGCAGCGUGGCAUGUUCGUCUGCACACCCACUGACUCUGAUAUGGAGCGGAAUCUGAACUACCUGCGGGAGUUGAUAAGAGAAAUGGUGCCACAGUUCUACGCCCACCUCCAGAAACACACGGAUGCCAUGGAGCUGCUCUUCUGUCACCGUUGGAUCCUGUUGUGUUUUAAACGGGAAUUCCCCGAGCCUGUUGCCCUCCGCAUGUGGGAAGCCUGUUGGUCUAACUAUCUCACAGACUAUUUCCACCUUUUUCUCUGUGUGGCAAUAGUAUCUGCAUACGCAGAGGAUGUGAUUGCACAGGGUCUGCGGACUGACGAGAUGCUGCUCCACUUCAGUUCCCUGGCAAUGUUCAUGGAUGGUGACCUCAUCCUGAGAAAGGCUCGAGGGCUCCUGUAUAAGUUUCGGGAACGACCAAUUAUCCCAUGUACUCUUGUCGGAUUGUGUCAGUUGUGUGGACCUGGGAUGUGGGAUUCCCACGCACCCACUGUCAUCUGCCGAGGCACUCAAGGCUGUCCGCAGGAUCCCUGCCCAUAUCGGGGAAUAAGCAACCCUUCAUAGCCUCUGGGGAUGAAGGGCUCAGCAAACAUAUCACACAAUCAUCUGCCUUCCAGACAAGAAGGAAGUUGGACUACAUCAUAUUGUUACUUCCAACAAAGUUUGGCUGUUCAUCUCUUAUUGUGCUUUAAAAUAGUUUUUCGAAUAAGAUCAGACCACUACUUACACACCUCAGUGUAUAUCUCACCAAAGAACCAACCCCAACCAAUGCUCCUAGAUACCUGCGUAUUCAGUAUUAAAUCUAGCCAAUAAUCUUAGAAUAUAGAUAUUUCUCAGGAAAUAAAUAAACAGUUUGUAGGACAUUAGCAAUUGUUAUAAAUUUUAAAAGAUUACGUUCAUGUUACAUUUUUAAUCAUUGUUGACCACCAAAUUUUUUUAGUUGUAUAAAGUAUUGUUUUUAGUGCUUGUUACGUUGUGAAUUCUCCGUAAUCAUUUUAGAAUAUUUCUUUUAUAAAGAUACACUAUACUUGAUACAGUAACUGUAAAUAGUGACUGAAGUAGUUGUUAGAAAGUGAUCUAAUUAAGUUUUUAUGUUCUGACUUUGUAACUUAUAAAUAUGCUUUUAGGUUUUUAAAUCUAGAAACAAUGUUGCACUAUUGUUUAAGAUUUUAAAUAAGUAGAGACAGUGCUCGAUUCGAAGUGGAAUGCACUGGAAUGGCAUUGUAGUACCUCUUUCUUAAAAAUAAUAAAUUUUUGUUUGUACAAAAAACUUUCCUGUACACAGUAGAAAUCCACAAAAACAUUGUUUAAAGACCUCAAAUGUUCCAAAUUUUGUCCUCCAUUUCUUCUAGCAGGUAUUCCAUGUACUCAGUAUCCAGAGAGGUUACAUUUCCACUACCUCUAGUUCUAGAAAUCGAGCACUAGGUACAGUACUAGAUUAAAGUAAUAUUAGUUACCAUAUAUAAUAAGAUGUAGUAUAUACAUUAUCACUGCUUUUCUUGGGCAGUCAAAAAAUAAUAUAACUUAUUGAAAAA
Homalodisca vitripennis (glassy-winged sharpshooter) is the source of this 1817-nucleotide messenger RNA. RefSeq names its product TBC1 domain family member 16 (gene TBC1D16). Lineage: Eukaryota; Metazoa; Arthropoda; Insecta; Hemiptera; Cicadellidae. Gene Ontology annotation, biological process: activation of GTPase activity. Gene Ontology annotation, molecular function: GTPase activator activity. The transcript has 8 exons. The annotation marks the transcript as partial. The record is from RefSeq and is a predicted model, not a curated record. Gene Ontology annotation, cellular component: early endosome.